Striga hermonthica is the source of this 2415-nucleotide messenger RNA. Lineage: Eukaryota; Viridiplantae; Streptophyta; Magnoliopsida; Lamiales; Orobanchaceae. The record is from the annotation of a GenBank genome assembly.
CUUGGACGACGGCCAGGCCGUUGGGGCACGACCCUCCUCCGGGAUUCUCUGGCCCAUCGCAGACGCCGAUCACUCCGAAGCCUAUCCUUCAAGGUGUGGGAGUGACGACGGCGAUCCCCGGAGUAGAUGCUGGCUCCAGCCGGACCCAGGAGGCUCGCGCAGCAGCUGCGGCGGCGAUGCCACCGCCACAACCACCAAAUCCAACGAUGGUACAAGGAGGAGCGAUGGCGCAGGGAGGAGCACCACCACCGGCCACGACACAAACUGUCGGUCAACAGAUGGUGGCGAUGACCAGGGAGGAGAUGCAGAAGAUAGCGGCGGCCGCGGUGGCGCAGGCGGUGCAACAAGUUGCGAGCCACACAUCUCAUGUCACCACUGCGCCGACCACGGUGGUAGGAAGCCAAGACGAGGAUGUGUCCAGUUAUGGAGAAGGAGGAGUUGGAAGAGAUCGGGCGAUGGAGAGGAUGGCGGAGCAGUUGCGUCUAUUGCAGGACAAGGUGGAAGGGAGACCGGAAAGGAGAGCUCGAGGACACCCCUUUUCAAGGGAGAUUCUCGCUGCUCCUCUGCCGAAUAAUUUCAAGGAGACCAACUUGGUGUAUGAUGGGUCAUCUUACCCGUCGAGGCAUGUGAGGACCUUUGAAAAUAUGGCUGUAUUGCAUGGAUACUCUGAUUCUGUUUGUUGCAAGGCAUUUUUGUCGACCUUGCGCGGAGGAGCACUCGAUUGGUUUCACCAACUUCCCCCCGGGUCGAUUGCGGAUUUUGAGGAUUUUGCUGGAAAACUUACCAAUCAAUAUUCGAGCGCGGUGGCGCAGGAGAAGACGUAUUUGACCCUGAUGGCGAUGAGGCAGGGGGAGAAGGAUUCGUUGAGAAAGUACGUGGCUCGGUAUAAUCAGACGUGUUUAGAGGUGCACUCGGCUUCAGAUGAGAUGAAGGCAGGAGGAUUGAUAAGGAGUCUUCGAGCGGGGCCUUGUCGAACUUCUUUGGCAAAUACCCCUGCUCGAUCAUAUGAGGAUGUUCUGAAGCGGUGCAGGAAGUGUAGGGAAGAUUCGGAAGAAAGGAGUGAUAGAGAUGAGGAGGGAGAUGGCAGAGAUGGUCGAGACGGUCGGGGAAAGAAGCCAAGAAGAGAUGGCGAUAAAGAGAGGCAUGGAGGAGAAGCCUCGGUGAAGAGAGGAAUGAUUUACAUAAUUUUCGGUCGGGCAACGGAUGGAGACUCGAAUAGGGCCAGGAAGGAGCAUGCUCGAGCUGUGAAGAGGAAGAGAGAGGAGGUAGGGAUUACGGCUCGCAUGCCGGUCAUAAAGUUUAAAGUAGAGGAUGCCGAGGGAGUGGUCCUACCACACAACGACGCUUUGGUGAUAACCGCGGAGAUUGCAGGCUUCGACGUGAAAAGGGUGUUUAUUGAUACUGAGAGCUCGGUAGAUGUUAUGUUAUAUGAUUGUUUUGUGCAAAUUAAUAAGGAGCUGAAUAUGGAGCUGAAACCGGUGACCAAGGCACUUUACGGCUUUAAUGGGGGAGAAGUUAUGCCGAUGGGAGAGGUCAGUUUGCCCGUGGCAAUGGGAUCGGGAGAGUUGAGGAAGGUGCGCAUGGUGAGAUUUGUGGUUGAGAAUCAAAUGAUCGAGGGGUGUGAAGGGAGAAAGUUCAGGAUCGGAAAGGAUCUGGAAGAGCCUAUUCGGUUGAGGCUGAUCCAGUUGGUUAGGGAGUUCGCUGAUAUUUUUGCCUAUACAGCAGAGGAGUUAACGGGAAUAAGUGCGGAGGUGAUCGAGCAUCGGCUAAACAUUGACCUCAGCAUGAGGCCGGUGAAGCAGAAAAGAAGGCACCAUGGGGCGGAGAUGGACAAGAUCAUCGAGCAGGAGGUCGAGAAACUGUUGGGAGCACGACAUAUUAAAGAGAUUCAGUUCCCCGAAUGGUUGUCAAACACGGUGAUGGUGUCGAAGGCGGAAGGGAAGUGGAGGAUGUGCAUUGAUUUCCGCGAUCUGAACAAAGCAUGCCCGAAGGACUUAUAUCCGCUGCCCAGAAUUGACCAGCUGGUCGACUCAACGGCAGGGUGCGAGCUGUUGAGCCUGAUGGAUGCCUCCCAGGGAUACCAUCAAAUUUCCUUGGCGAGAGAGGACAGGAAGCGGGUGAGUUUCGUAACGAGUCGAGGGACCUAUUGUUACGUGGUCAUGCCGUUCGGCUUAAAUAACGCGGGCGCCACGUAUCAAAGGUUGGUCGAUAAAAUAUUUAAGGAACAACUGGGGAGGAACAUGGAGGUGUAUGUGGAUGAUAUGUUAGUGAAAAGUAAGGAGGAGUCGGAUUACGUACGAGAUUUGAAAGAAACGUUCCUAACAUUACGGAGGUAUGGGAUGAAGCUAUAUCCUGCUAAAUGCUCUUUUGGGGUGAGGUCCGGAAAAUUCUUGGGUUACUUGGUGACCAAGAGAG